AUGUCUUCUAAUGAAUAUCGUCCGUCAGCCAUAGAUGUUCAUGUUCGUCAUGCGGGACAUCAUCAUACGGGAAACAUCAAGUACGGUUACAUCACCUUGGGCACUUCUAUAGCCGUUGCUUUGAUCUUAGCGGUCUCCAACCAUUUCUACCUACACAAAUGGCAAAGAGAUGGCCAUCCGAGUCCCAAAUCGGUUUGGCGCAGAAUUGGACGUGUUCCCAUAUGGGCACACAUGGCAUUUUGGUCUGUGAUUGUUCUUGGGUUGAGUUUCUUCCACGUCAAGAAAUUGAGCGAAAACUAUAAUGUUGUUAUCAAGAGAUUGGGAAGAGUAGGUUACGCCCUAGUUCCCUUGGAUGUUUUGCUUGUAAUCAGACCAUCUUUAUUGGGAGGCUCAUAUUUGGACUACAUUUCGUUGCAUAAAUGGCUUCUGCGUCUCAUAGUGGUGGCAGUAGUUCUCCAUGGUAUCGGAUUCUUCACAAAGUGGUUGAUUGAAGGCACUUUCUGGACAAAGACGUUUCGGUGGGCUAAUUUUAUGGGUGUUAUAGUGGCUGUCAUAGGCGUAGUACUAGCGGUUGUCUCCAUUGGUCCUGUUCGCCGAAGAGUAUAUGGCAUUUUCUACAUUAUUCACAACGUUACAGUGGUGACGUUUUUGGUACUCAUUUGGUUGCAUGCCCGGCCGGGAGUAUUGGAUUUCGUUAUUUUAUUGUUAUCUAUGCUUGCUUUUCAAGUCUACCAGCGAUUGACACUCGUGCAUCAAAUUCCUCGAAUUACCAUCGUGGAUAAGGACACUGCCUCCCUUCGAGUAUUACAUCUCACCAAACCAAGCGAGUUUCCAACCCGCUGGUUUGCAGGGUCUCAUAUCCGUCUUGGAUAUGCUAAAUCUAAUUUCCGCUACUGGCUCCUCCCGGCUCAUCCAUAUACUUUGUGCUCGUUGCCAGCAGAUACAACCCUAGAUUUAGUGGUGAAAAAAGGUUUCAGGUUUCAGGUCUUUUCAUCGCUAGAAUAUACCGUGUCUAACCCUUUCCAGUCGAUUCCACCACCAUGUUUUCUAACGGCAGAAAACGUCAACGUUUUCUGUGGAGGUUCAGGUAUUUCUCUUGGAAUCCCUGUCGUGCGCUAUUUGAAGCACAGCUCCUCUGCCAAAGUUAAUUUAUUCUGGUGCAUAACCAACAAGGAGGACGCAUAUGUGUUGGAGGAGCUCAAGGUGACUCACAGGGUUGACGUGUAUGUGACAGGCAACAGCGAUACCAUGUUCUUGGGUUCACAGAACGAGGAGGACGAUGGUCUUCUCAAUCAGGUAGACGAUAUUGAGUUGGGUUCAUUGCUGGCAGAGUCCGCGUCGGAUCCCUUUGCCGAUUCACAAACUCUUGAUAAGAAUCUGGAUAUCGUUUUCCACCGGGGCAGGCCAGCGUUAGACCACAUUUUCAGCUCGUUUUCGGAAACCUCCGAACCUGCCAACAAGUGGAUCAUUGCCUGUGGUCCCGAGUCACUCAUUCAAGAUGCUAAGACAUGGUCGAAACUGCACGAUGUUCAGUUGUUUACUGAAUUGUAUGAUAUGUGA
Sungouiella intermedia is the source of this 1560-nucleotide messenger RNA. The record is from the annotation of a GenBank genome assembly. NCBI's taxonomy places the organism in Eukaryota, Fungi, Ascomycota, Pichiomycetes, Serinales, Metschnikowiaceae.